AUGGUUUCCCGUGGAAAGAACGGUUCUGUGUUUGGUGCCCUAGCCCCUAGCAGAGAAAGAGACCAAGCUAUGCUUGAAGACACAGAGAACAUUGAGAAAACAUUCACACAGUCUGGUAUGAACUAUGAUGUCUUCAAGAUUCGGGACAAAACAAGUGUAGAUUUAAUGGUGGAACUGACCGGGUAUGCGGAGUUGGCAAAUGGCAACAAUCACUAUCAAUCGUUCGCCAUAUUUGUUCUUUCACAUGGAGACAAGGGGCAAAUACUUGCAGCAGACGGACAACCCAUUGCAAUGUCCACCAUUGCGAAUACCUUCAGUACGGAGCAACAUCCGAAUCUGGAUGGGAAACCGCGGGUGGUAAUCUUCCAGGCAUGUCUGGGUAAUAAAAAACCAGAAUUUACCACCGGGACAUUAAAAGAUGAUCUCCUUAAGGCAUGUGAUGAAGGGAAUGAUGAAGAAAAUGUCAAACAACUUAAGAGUACAAAAGAGGUCGAAAGCGAUCAUUUUACAGAUCCGAUUCAAUACAUCGAUCCAAUUACUGACGAACAUUCCAUUCCUUCGGCCGAUGGACCGGAUUUUGUUUUUGGAUUUGCCACUCUCCCCGGUUGCACGGCCAUAAGAACCCCAGAAGGAUCUCCGUUCAUCAAGCUGCUCAUGGAUGAAAUACGAUCCGACAUAAAAUAUGGACACCCGAUCAGAAAAAGCGUGAUAGAGAUGCUUCAGACUGUUAACGAUCGCAUGUUGCAAGACCACUGCAUAUGUAUUCAAAUGUCAACCAAUAUUUCGGACUUUGAGAGGCAUCCUAGUAUCCCCAAAUGA
This is a messenger RNA of Lingula anatina, 819 nucleotides long. RefSeq names its product caspase-8-like. NCBI's taxonomy places the organism in Eukaryota, Metazoa, Brachiopoda, Lingulata, Lingulida, Lingulidae. The record is from RefSeq and is a predicted model, not a curated record.